AUGGAAGUCGAAGCGGCGCCCACGUCGCGCCGGCCCUCCCGCCAGGAAGCCGCCGUCAUGCAAGACACGGCCGUCCUCGAGCAGCUCGGCCACAAGCAGGAGCUGAAGCGCAACUUCUCCAUGCUCUCCAUGCUGGGCCUGGCCUUUGCCAUCCUCAACACCUGGACCGCGCUGGCCGCCUCCAUCACGCUCGCGCUGCCCUCGGGCGGCAGCAGCGCCGUCAUCUGGGGCCUCGUCGUCGCCGGCCUGCUCAACCUGUGCCUCGCCGCCUCGCUCGGCGAGUUCCUCUCGGCCUACCCGACCGCCGGCGGCCAGUACCACUGGGUCGCCAUCAUCGCCUGGAAGCGCUGGAGCCGCGGCCUCAGCUAUGCCACCGGCUGGAUCAACGUCUCGGGCUGGAUCGCGCUCACGGCCACCACCGGCCUGCUCGGCAGCACCUUUGUCGUCAACAUCAUCUCGCUGCUGCACCCGACGUACGAACCCAAGCCCUGGCACCAGUUCCUGAUCUACAUUGGGUUCACGCUGGCGGCGCUCGUCAUCAACGCGUUCCUGACGCGCAUCCUGCCAGUGGUCACCCAGGCCGGAUUCCUGUGGUCGCUGGCGGGCUUUGUCAUCAUCAGCAUCACGAUUCUGGCGUGCUCAGCGGGAGACUAUCAAAGCGGCGAGUUCGUCUUUACCCAAUUUACGAACAAGACCGGCUGGCCUGACGGUCUCGCCUGGAUGCUGGGGCUGUUGCAGGGCGCUUUUGCGCUGACAGGAUUCGACGCCACCGCACAUAUGAUUGAAGAAAUCCCCGACCCUCAGCGUCAGGGCCCUAAAAUCAUGUUGUACUGUAUUGGCAUCGGCAUGUUCACGGGCUUCAUCUUCCUCACGUGCCUUCUUCUUGUCACCAACGACAUUGAUGCCGUCAUAAAGGCCCCUUGGGGACCUCUUCUCCAAGUAUUUAUGGAUGCCACAAAUAACAAGGCGGGCAGCGUGUGCAUGUUGAUUUUCCCCAUUGUCUGCAUGCUCUUCACAGCCAUCACCAUCAUGUGCACCAGCAGCCGCAUGAGCUACGCCUUUGCCCGCGAUCGCGGCAUGCCCUUUUCCAGCUUCUUUGCCAAGGUGCAUCCCACGCUCGAUGUGCCCCUCAAUGCACUUAUCUGGACUGCUGCGUGGGUGAUCAUCUUUGGGUGUAUCUUCUUGGGGUCAAGCAGCACUUUUAAUGCCAUCACCUCGGCCUCUGUUGUCGCCCUGGGCGUAACCUAUGCCAUCCCUCCGGCUAUCAACGUUCUUCGAGGACGUCGCAUGCUGCCUGAAGACCGUCCUUUCAAGAUUCCCGAACCCUUUGGCUGGAUUCUCAAUAUUAUUGGUAUUCUCUGGUCCGUUCUCACCACAGUCCUAUUUGUUUUCCCUCCCGAGCUCCCCGUUACCGGCAACAACAUGAACUACGCCAUUGCCGCCUUUGGUGUCAUUCUUCUGAUCGCUGGAGGAACGUGGAUCUUUGACGGUCGCAAAAACUACCACGGACCUCAGCUCAACGUUCAAAGUUUGGCGCAGGGCACGGUGGAAGGCAUGGAUCCCACAGAAGAGAAAACGGACGGUAGUCCAAGCAAUUCAAAAGAGGAGUGGGUGUCUUAG
Messenger RNA from Akanthomyces muscarius, 1620 nucleotides. RefSeq lists its product as uncharacterized. Gene Ontology annotation, biological process: transmembrane transport. Gene Ontology annotation, cellular component: membrane. Bases 1 to 1620 code for a protein of 539 amino acids. Lineage: Eukaryota; Fungi; Ascomycota; Sordariomycetes; Hypocreales; Cordycipitaceae. The record is from RefSeq and is a predicted model, not a curated record. The transcript is spliced from 3 exons. Gene Ontology annotation, molecular function: transmembrane transporter activity.